AUGCAUGACGAUGUUGCAGUGAUGAAAGUUCGACUGCAGCAGGAGCUGGAGAGACAGAGGAGGAUCUUUGACGACCUGGAGUUUCAGCAGCUGGAGGCUGAAGCUCGAUUUGAAACUGAGAAAGAACAGACAGGCAAUCGUCUGAUGGCUCAGCAGGCAGAACUCUUACAGAAAUACAGAGAAAGAGAGGAACGACUGCAGCAGAUUGACAUCCAGCAGAAGAAGAUGCUGGGCUCGGUGAAGUCUAGCCUGGAAAACUACAAGCUACAGAGACAGCAGCUGAAUGAGGCAUGCAAGAAGGAAAAAUCUAAAGUGGCCCAUUGUGAUAAGAAAAUUGUGGAGAUCUCUAAAGUUUUAGCAAUUCCUGCCACGGAUGGUAACACUCAUUCAGAUGAUGAGAUGGAGGAUUCCUUAGAAGGUCACUCACCAUUUCACCCCAGAAGCCAUAGAAUUGUUGACAGCAGCGGAACUCCCAUAGAACUCCGGCGACCGUUUGACUUCUCAUUGGACAGUUCUCCGGGCAGUGGCAGCUUUGGACCUGGUAGUGACCCAGAGAGGAAAAAGUCUGCCACUUUGAUGGAAAUUGAAAGAAACCGGUCACUCUUCAUUGAACAACAAG
Molecule: messenger RNA, 619 nt
Organism: Candidula unifasciata
Lineage: Eukaryota; Metazoa; Mollusca; Gastropoda; Stylommatophora; Geomitridae
Source: the annotation of a GenBank genome assembly